CGCUUGCUACGAGACAAGACAAGAACCGCUGACAACAAACCCUGUCGGCGUCCUAGCAUGACAGAUCAUUGCUUCCCGUUUCUGUUAAAACUUCCUUUCCUAUUUAAAUUUUCUACUAUCUUACCAGGGAGAAAUGCCAUACAUCUUACAGAUUCUGCUUGUUACGAUCUUUCUUUCCGCGUCACGCGGAGUAUUAGAAGAAAAAGUUAGGUACUAUGAGGUGCUGCAUUCACACAGCAUCAAACACCGAGCAAAAAGAAGUGCUGACCAUGAUAACCACUUGGACAAAGCUAGCAGAACUGUGAUGCUGUCAAUGUUCAACCAAACUUUUAUAUGCCAUCUUCAGCCUAGGACUAAUUUCUUUUCUCCUACAUUUCGACUUGUGGUUAUGAACAAUGGCCAAGAAUCCAUCAUUCAUGAUUUUCAGAAGGACCAGUUCCUUGUUGGAACCUGCAAUGAUAAUAGUGAGUCAGAAGUUCAUGGCUACUUUGUGGAGGGUGUCUUUACUGGAACCAUCAAAUAUGGUGGUGUAGUGUAUGCCAUCGAGGAUGCAUUGCGUCAUUUGCCAAGGAACAGAAGGGAGAGCGUGGAAAGAUGAUAGCAUAUCGCUCAUCUGACAUCAUCUGGGACAAGAACGAAAAGCCUGGGAACUCCUUCUGUGGUGUAAAGUAUGAGGAGCGACCAGUUAAAGGAGACAAUUCAGAAAUGCAGAGCCAGACUGCCUUCACAGCAGAUCAAGUAUCCAGAAACAUCAGGCCAUAGAACAGUAAAAGAGUCUAAUGCUAGGACAAAGCGUGAAACACCAAAGAGCUGGAGCACAUGUCGCAUGGUGGCAGUUGCUGAUCACAAAUUUUUCAAUACAUGGGCGGUGGGAACAUCUAUAGCACUGCAACCUACAUUGCAGGAGUCAUGGAGAGAGUAGAUGCAAUCUUCCGCAACACUGUGUGGAAUAUUGAUUAUGAAAUCUCAGGCAUGGGAUUUGAACUGGCCGAGAUGAAGAUUGAGACUAACGCCAGUAACAAUGGUUACAAUGCAGCUAAAAGCGAUUGGGACCCUCUGAAACUUCUGCAGGCAUUUGGUCACAAUCUAGAGUACAAAAAGUUCUGUGUGGCACACCUGUUUACUUAUGAAAAGUUUGACAACAAUGUUUUGGGACUAGCCUACAUCGCCCCAACUACUGAGGGAUCUGUCGGUGGCAUGUGCUCUCUUACUCGUUUUAUCGAUGGGCAAGAAACAGCUCUUAACACAGGAUGGAGCUCUUCCAAGGAUAGUACUGGUGAAACCGUACUUACACGACAGGCAGAGCUUGUAACAGCUCAUGAACUUGGUCAUAACUGGGGCGCUGAGCAUGACCCUGACACCAGCAGCUGUUCUCCAUCUGCAGUGGUCAAUAAUGGCAAAUACCUUAUGUAUGCCUAUUCCGUCACUGGCUAUGACACAAAUAAUGAUAAAUUUUCCCCUUGUAGCAGGCGUGACAUUGGAGCUGUUCUUGCUGUAAAGGCUCAGAAAUGUUUCAGUGAAACUCCAGAGAAUACGUCAUGUGGUAAUGGACUUAAAGAUGAUAACGAAGAGUGCGAUGCUGGAUACAUAGGUCGAUUUGGCCUUGACCCUUGCUGUACUAAGGCCUGUCGUUUUUCCAAUGGCUCUGUCUGCAGCCCGGUAAAUUUUCCCUGCUGCUUCAAUUGCCAGCUAGCACCCCAGGGCUUCACCUGCCAAUCUGCCUCUGAUAUAACAUGCCUUGCAGAAUCAAAAUGCAAUGGGUACAGUUAUUCCUGUCCAGAACCAGCAAACAAACUGGAUAACUCAACAUGUCUUGAUGAAGGAUUGUGUCGAAAUGGGUCAUGCCUAGCAUUCUGUGAGGCUCGUGGUCUAAUCUCUUGCGCAUGUAAUCGAGAAUCGGAGUCCUGUCAACGAUGUUGCCGUGUUGGCCCACAGGCUGAAUGCACGCCAUACAUUCCUAUGAGUCGCUUGCCUAACGGUCGACCCUGUGUAGUCGGAUAUUGUCUAGAAGGGGCCUGCAAAAAAACAGAGUCUUCAGUUAUUCAGCGACUGUUUGAUGUGUUUGAAAACCUAACUGUUGAUGGAGUAUUGGAUUUUUUCCGUAAAAAUGUGGUUGGCUGCAUCAUUGUCUUCUCAUUGAUUUUCUGGAUCCCCAUCAGCUGCUGUGUCUCCUUUCAGGAUCGGAAGAAAAGAAACAGUUUGAUCCAGGAAGGAAAUAGGGAAUUACAAAUGAAUCGAGAAUUUUUAUAUGAUGAAGAUGGACGCAAAAUAAAUAGGCCACAGUCACCGGAGAUGGUGACCUUGUCACCCCUGGCUCCACCAGUGAUGUCACCUCAAAACAAAGAGGUCGCUCAUUCCAGGAACCGAGUCAUGCCUCUAGAUAUAGGUGGCAUUCAGGGCAGCCACUGAUCCCACAUCAUGGCCCCUGAAUACUGUUCACCAUUUGAGAAAGUCAUGCUAUGGGAGUCUGCGGGAGAUGCUAGUCGCUGCAGUCCUCUGGCCAAUUGCAGCAACUUGAAAGCAGACAGGAGUUGCUUACAGCAAUGCUGGACUGUGUCUGUGCCGAAUGUACUUUUGUGAGAAUCAUAGACAGCAACGGAUAAUGACAGCAGGGAUAAUGUCAAAGGAUACUGCAUUUGGUGCUGUCCAAGCUCUUUUAUCUCUCAGUGGUUUUCUUAAAGAGAAAGAAGAGAACAAGUUCUUCAGCUCAGUUUUAGUUACUAUAAUAUAUUGAAAAUGAGGAUACUCAUAACUUUGGUUAUUCAGGGAAUCAUGUCUUUAUGAGAGUUUUAGAGAUGAAUGAUGUUAAAGGGGUCUCAUGAGGGAUCCUAAUAAUUUUUGGAUAGUUGUUGCAUAAUUGUUUCAUGCACAGUUGUCACUAAACCAAUUUUAAAACUUAUUUUUCACGUGCUAAGUUUCUUAUUACAUCUAAAACAUGUGCCUUUUGUGCCAUUUUGUUUCUUUUAAGCAACAUAAGGGAGAUUAGAAAUGCUGCUUUUUUCAAAUUUUCUUUUAUCUCUCAGGUAACAAUUUUAUUAAUUAAUGAUACUCAAGGACUUAGAGAUAGUCCUUGGAAAAAUUAACAUAUUGAAAACAGUAUGAUUAAUAUUGAGAUUUAUAUAUAAUGUCAGAUUGUCACUGUAAAUGGUGUGAUUUGCAUCUGCUGUGUCACACCAACACUACAGAAAUGCACAAUAAAGUGGUGAACUUGUAACCAUAGAUAAGUUUCAGCAUUUGUCCUACAGAAAAGGUGGCUGGAAUCUUAUAUAAUAAUAAAAGGAUUAUCUGAUCAUAUAUCCAAUCAGAACAUGAGUGCAAUAUAUCAGCGAAGCCUGACUGUGUGGACCUGUGCCUUUUAGUUGCUGUGUCCUCGCCUUACUUGCCAUUUGCCUUAAGAAUGUGGGUUAUAGAGAAAACGAGAAUAAAAUUUUCAGAAUUUUCUAGUUUCACUUACUACAGGUCUUGAUGAUUUAGCCUGUUCCAACAAACAACAAUGAAAGGCAUCUUAUAAUGUAUCUGAAAUUUUAUUUUAUGUCAACACUGUUCAUAUGUGUGGCUUCAUACAUUGCACAAAUGUUUAUACAUGUGAAGUAGAGGUGUGGUCACUAGGUUAGUGUUGUUAAUGACCAGUUUUAUCCAGAACAGGAAAAAGUAAUGUUUAAUGUAUUGUGUUAUGCUGUAACCAGUAUUAUUUUUAGUGGAAGUGUUUAAUGAGUUGUUGGCUGAUUAAACUGAUUGACCAAGUCUCCAAAAGUAAUUUUUUAAAAUUAUGUUAAAGUUGUCUAAUUUGUUACAAUUGCAUAAUCAUAUUUGAAAAAGUUUUAAAAUAGUUUUUCUAAAAUGAUUGGCAUAAUGAAAUAUACAAUAUUUUGGUAAUUGAUUGGUAGCUAGGGAAUUGUUGCUGGCAUUUUUAAAACCUAAUGCAGUGUAAUUAGUGUGGGAUACUUAGUGUACAGAUUGUUUCAUUUUAGUUACUUAAAUGAUUGUGAAAUAUUCAAUAUAUAUGUCCCUGCCAGGUAUUUUAACAUUGAUCACACUGUUUUUUUGUAUUCCUUUAGUAUUUGUUAAUUUUCCUCUGCCUUUUUGCUGUUUGACACAUCACAAAGAUCAGUAAAUUACUCAGAAAGUAUGUUUUCAAACUGUUAUUAUUAAUGUCUCAAGUUUUAUAUUUUAGGAUAGACUAAUCACUAAACCUUUUCUUCCCCCCUCCCCCCACACCACCACUGUCACCGCCUAGUCUCUGUUCUUAUGUAAACUGUUCUCAUGUAAUUUCUGUGGUUAAUAUUGUAGCCCUCAUCAGAUCAUAAAAGUUUUAUAUCAGCAUGCAUUAUUUACAUUAUAAUGCUAUAGUGUCUUACUGUGAUGCACACUAUGACACAUCAGAUCAUCCUUACUGUGACACAUCACAGCGCAGUGAUUCCUUACCCCAUGGACAUAGAUGUCAGGUGUGACCUUUUUAAAGACCAACCGCCUGCCUUCCUUAUACCUCACACUUGAUACACACCAUUUGGAAGCUUUUUCCCCCUCUUAUGCCUUUAUGUGACACAUCAGAAAUUUUCAAGACAGAACCUGUUAAAGCAAGCUCUGAUACUUUAGUCUGUGAUAUAUGACCAUAGUCAAGGAUAUUAAAUUUUCAUGAUGAUGUAAUCCAGUGCAGCACAAUAAAUGUAUAUGAUAGAUUGAAUUGCUUUUAAGGUAUUAUUUGCAUUUUGAAUUGGAUGUUUGGAUUUUGAACAAAUUUAAUGCCUAAAACAAGCUUAGAGCUUGCCACUUAAAAGUGUAUAUGCUAUGAAUUACAUCGAUUGUUCUUAAAUAGCUUGUUUUGCUGGGAAAUAUUGAAAUGUUACAUUUGGCAGCUUUUGAUAUGCUAUGAUUAGUUUCUGUACUUUAUUUCAACACACCAAAUCUUGAGAAUGCGUUGUAGUUUAGCAACCUGUGUAGCUUGCACUUAAACAAAUAUCCUAGUUUAAGACUAGUUGAGGCCUGUAGCUGGAAAUCUUCCCAACCACCCAGAAUGACUUUCACAUUCUUUCUUUUUUUUUUUAACCCUCUGCAUAUUUUUUUUAAAAAGAAGAGUUCCAAGAGUUGGAUUUUUUUUUUCAAAAAUUUUGGAGUCAAUUUUCUCAGAAGCUUUAACUCCAGCUUUUAACUGUAGAUAUUGAUAGAUGCUUUUUUGGAAUUAAAGAGGAUAAGAUGCUAUGGGUGGCUCAGUCAUUUUCUCUUCUGCUGCACUAUACAGUCUACAAGCAUGUAAAUAUGGAUGCACUGAACAUGUGAUAUAAUUGCUUGUGCGAUUCCAGUUAAAUUUGUGUGUGUGUGUGUGUGUGCAUGCUGGCAAUGUCCAGUAUUAUGUACUCAUUUUUGUUUCUACUUUAUUGAACCAGUCAGUACAAAACCUUUCAUAUAAAAAUGUUUGCGGUUGACUUAAUAAAUGAAGUGGGAUUGUUUGCUCUGUGCAUUUAUUUUCCAUAUUUAUUUAUACCUUUUGUUUUGCAGUGUCUUACAGUGUUUCAUUUUUGUUUACCAGAGUCCAGAACCAAAAAGGUGUGUUUUUGUUUUUUGAUUUUUUUUUUUGCAUGGAGAAGGUGAAGCUUUAACUCUUUCAUGUAUGAGAACUUUGCAAAAAUCACAGGCUGCAUAGGUUUAGUGCUCUUGUAGUUUUGUGUGAGGCAGUCAGUGAAACUAUAGCAAAUGAAUGCAGUGCACCUGUCGAAUAUGCGAGUACAUUUGGCCAAUAUUUAUUACUUUUGCAGGAAACGUUUGAUUACAUGGUCACAUAUUUGAUGUGUCCAGGCAUGAGAAAAAGCUCACCAUAUUGUUGGUGCAGAGUUGGGUUUUCUCCACGAUUGAUCUGAAAAUUCAUCUCCUUCAGACUUUUGUGAUAUGGCCAUCAUAUGCAUGUUUGUGUGCUUUGUGGAAGUAAAGUCUUGUUACGGAAAAGGGGAACAUUAGCUUAAGCUGGGCUUGUUUUCAUUUAUUUCAAUGUUUACUUUUUCGUGUGUUCAUCAUAAAAGCCAUAACCUUCAGUUGUCACGAUGUGUAAGACAGGUCAGUUGGUGAAGCAUGCCACAUAAUCUGAUUUCUAUUUGAAAAGUAAUUUUCUUCAGAAAAAUAUUUAGCAGUUCAGACAGGUUAUAAGCACAAAAAUCGCAAUGUAAUCCACUCCACUUCAUGUCACCUUUGGUAUUCGUGCAUACAAUGGUUAAUUUGUUGAUAUGUUGAUUUUACCUUUUGUGUGCAUGGUAACGUGAACUGGCGAGUUUAUAGAACUUGGAAUAUGCGCGCCUAAGAUAUUUAAUGCGAAAUAAGGCAGCCAUGGAAUGUGAAAAGACCCUGGUCAUGCAUUAUUCAUACUAAUUUCUCAUGGAUAUACCAACCAAUAUGAUAGGCUUUAGAGUGUCCAUGCAUGAGUGAAGGUGGGAAUAUGUUUCAAUACUCCAGCAGCUUGCUGUUAUGUCUGUCACAGAAAACCCUGAAAGCAAACUUCAUCAGUUGUGGUGGACUUUGCUGCAUGAUUCUUGCAUGAUUCUUGCGUUCACAGGGGUUGUAGUUAUGAACCAAGGGCAAGUGUUUCCCCCAGGCAAAGUCAACUGAAGGAAAAUCAUCUUAUUUCCGUAGUCUGCCAUUGCUUUAUGACAGCUCUAGAGAAAAAAAAAAUCGCCAUCUGCAGAGUGUGGAUGCCGCUUUAUAACUUUGGAAACAAGAAGCUUUUCCUUGAAUUCCUCAUGUUGCCCCAGGGCAACGACUUGCCCUCGCUUCUUAACUACGGACCCAGGGCUUUAAGGAGGAGUGAAGUUUAGACUACAGCCCAUAACUUAGCCAGGUGAUCUGCUAAAGCGGAUGUGGUGCCAUUACUUGACCACGAGCAUGUUAGGCACAUUCUACCAACAGAUCGUCGAACCACGUAGGCUAUGAUCGAGCCCAUGACUCCACGCCGUCGACAAUGUUUCCGUUCAUCUCGAUCCACCCAGCGACUUGAUGGGAGAUGUCCGCGCUCACGUGCAUCAUGCCUCACUCAACUCCGACACCUUCAUCUCGUUUUAGCCCUUUAAUCUCUCGCAUCGAUGUACAUCUUACAAAGCGCGAUUGUUGCUGUUACAGGAGGGAUGUUUUUUUUAAUUGUUGUACGCGACCUGGUGACUAGGUGGUGUAAAUGAAGACAACAACGAUAUUAAAUUUUAUCACCUAAACUAAUGGCCGUUUUUAAACCGUAGUCUUUAAACAAUGGCAAAUCUGAUGUAAACUAGUCCGUCAUGGAGUAUCCUGAUUUUUUUUUCAAUUUGUUACUGACUGAUAAAAGGUUUCUAACGAAUCAUGUAUGUUCUGCAGAUCAGUUGAGCAUGACUAUAUAUAUAUUAUGACCAGAAACUUCAAGUGGUAACCCAGUUAAAUUAUUCUUUAAGUACAAUCAGUAUAUAAACAAGCGAAAAGUGAUAACUAUUCUGACUGACAAGCAGAACUUGCCUGAUAUGUGAAAACCUCAUAUCAGUGGAAUUGAUACGCUUUUGUGGAUCUGCAAUGACAAUAAAAUACUGAUACAAUGAAA
Pomacea canaliculata is the source of this 7546-nucleotide messenger RNA. RefSeq names its product ADAM 17-like protease. Gene Ontology annotation, molecular function: metalloendopeptidase activity. Gene Ontology annotation, biological process: Notch signaling pathway; membrane protein ectodomain proteolysis. Lineage: Eukaryota; Metazoa; Mollusca; Gastropoda; Architaenioglossa; Ampullariidae. The record is from RefSeq and is a predicted model, not a curated record. The transcript is spliced from 24 exons. Bases 862 to 2409 code for a protein of 515 amino acids. Gene Ontology annotation, cellular component: plasma membrane.